UCGGGCCGUUCCCCUCCCGGCUGACGGCUGGGCCCCUCUCCCCGCUCCCAGGAUGCGGAUCGUGGACGACGAUGUCAGCUGGAACAGCAUCGCUGCCGCGCAGGAGAAGGAGGAGGAGGAGGAGGACGAAGGGGACAUGCCCGUGGUGGCAGAGUUUAUCGACGAGCGUCCAGAUGAAGUGAAGCUCAUGGAGGAAUUCCGAACAAAUGCUAAAUGGAAACUUUUAGGAGACCAGAACGAAGACUCACAAAGCUCAGAUGUUUCAGUACCUGCCAAAUCUACCGUGAGGAGACAGCGACAUGACUCUCUGGACAGCUCGCCACCCAGGAGGCUGCGGCACGACACCCCGGACAGGUCGCCUCCAGGGCGACAGCGCCAUGACUCCCCGGAUCCGUCCCCUCCCAGGCGAGAGAGAAACAAUUCCCCCAGCCUCUUGCCUCCCAGGCGACAGCGCCACGACUCCCCUGACCUCUCCCCGCCAAGAAGGAAGCGCCACGACUCCCCUGACCUGUCACCACCCAGAAGGAAGCCGAAUGGCUCCCCUGACCUCUCCCCACCAAGAAGGAAGCGUCACGACUCCCCAGACCUGUCACCACCCAAAAGGAAGCAGAAUGGCUCCCCAGACCUCUGUUCUGCAAGACGGAAGCGCCACGACUCCCCAGACCUGUCACCCCCCAGGCGACAGCGCCACGACUCCCCAGACCUGUCACCCCCCAGGCGACAGCGCCACGACUCCCCAGACUUGUCACCCCCCAGGCGACAGCGCCACGACUCCCCUAACGUCUCUCCAAAGAGAGUCAGUUCAGCAAUGGGGAAAAAGGGCUGCAAAACCACAGACAAGUCACGCUCAGGGGGAGCCCAAGGGGAGCAGUCGCAGCUCAGGCACGGCGUCUCUGACAAGUCCUCGUCACGUCCGAAGCGUCAGGCUACGCCAGAUCUGUCCCCUCCACGGAAGAAGAGGUACGAUUCUGACCCAGAUUCGUCACCGCCUCGGAGAAAGAGGACUGGGUCACCUAGUCUGAAAAAGAGCAGAGCAAAAGGUGCUUCUCCAGCCACGAAAAAGCUUAGGCCGGUGCCCUCGCCUCAGCGGCACCCAAGGCACGACUCUGACCCUCCAUCUCCACGGAGGGGUACCCGGGACGCCUCGGAUGCAGACCACAGGCUAGGCCGUGUACGCAGCAACUCCCCUAAGCGUGGCCCUCUCAAACAGAAUCACAGCAAAUCUUCAGACUCUGAUUUGUCUCCUCCACGACGGACGCAACCAUCUGGAAAGGAUCAGCGCGGUUCAGGGAGUCCCCCUGACGUCUCACCUCAUCGCCACCGUGACGCUAAGGGAUCUCCCAAGAAGGCAAACAUGAUGUUAUCGGGGGUCAAGGCUGGUUUGGUGUCGGCUGACGUGCUGCGGAGGGAACAGCAGGAGCUCAGGAGGCAUGAGAGAAAUAACAAGCACUUGGAAGAGGAGUCACGACACUCUGAGACCGUCUUCCGAGACAAGUCGGGCCGCAAGCGGGACCUCGCGCAGGAGCGGCUGGAGCAGAGGCAGAAAGAUGAAGCGAAGUCGGAGAGAGACGAGCAAUACGCCAAGUGGGGUAAAGGGCUGGCGCAGGGGAGGCAACAGCAGCAGAACGUGGAAGAUGCGAUAAAAGAGAUGCAGAAGCCGUUGGCCCGUUAUAUUGAUGACCAGGAUCUGGAUCGAAUGCUGAGGGAACAAGAGAGAGAAGGAGACCCCAUGGCUGAAUUCAUCAAAAAAAGAAAGGCCAAGGAGAACAAAGAAAAGAAAGAAAAACCUAGGUACAAGGGACCAGCACCUCCGCUCAACAGAUUUAAUAUAUGGCCCGGGCAUCGCUGGGAUGGUGUGGACAGGUCCAAUGGAUUCGAGCAGCAGCGCUUUGCCAGGAUGGCCAACAAGAAGGCGGUUCAGGAGCUUGCGUACAAGUGGAGCGUUGAGGACAUGUAGACAAGGAGAAGAACCGUGCAAGCAGCGCUCCUGAGCUGAUGCUACGGAGGUUCACCUACUGCCUGGACCGAGCCCUGUCCUCGGCGUUCGGCAUCCCAACGGACCGUCUUCCGAGAGGCGAGGCAGAAUCUAGAGGAGGGCUGCCGAAAGAGCAUUUUCCUGUCAGCCAGAGGGGCCGAGCACGGAGAAGUGCAGCGGUGCUCCUUGGAGCCGCCCCGCGGCUGGGCGUGG
This is a messenger RNA of Egretta garzetta (little egret), 2188 nucleotides long. RefSeq names its product BUD13 homolog (gene BUD13). Gene Ontology annotation, cellular component: RES complex; U2-type spliceosomal complex. Gene Ontology annotation, biological process: mRNA splicing, via spliceosome. The coding region runs from base 53 to 1957 and encodes 634 amino acids. Gene Ontology annotation, molecular function: RNA binding. The record is from RefSeq and is a predicted model, not a curated record. The transcript has 10 exons. NCBI's taxonomy places the organism in Eukaryota, Metazoa, Chordata, Aves, Pelecaniformes, Ardeidae.